Medioppia subpectinata is the source of this 6618-nucleotide messenger RNA. NCBI's taxonomy places the organism in Eukaryota, Metazoa, Arthropoda, Arachnida, Sarcoptiformes, Oppiidae. The record is from the annotation of a GenBank genome assembly.
AUGAAUUUGAGCCAACUCUUCGCGGACACGGACUCAGAUGUGGUGAUUAGCGGAAUGUCCGGCCGUUUCCCGGAGUCGGACACAAUGGACGAGUUGGCGGACAAUCUGUACGCCAAUCGAGACCUGAUUACUGCGGACGAGCGCCGGUGGCCGCCCGGCCUAUACGGUGAGCCCCAGAGGUUCGGCAAAAUCAAACACAUCGACAAAUUUGACGCCCAGUUCUUCGGCGUCAGCGGCAAACAGGCCGACGGUUUGGAUCCGCGGCUCCGACUACUGCUCGAAGUGGUCUACGAGGCUAUCGUCGAUUCAGGUUAUAAUCCCAACACAUUGAAGGGCACCGAUACGGCCGUAUUCGUGGGCACUCUAUGGGACGAGUGCCAAGAUGCGCACACCAGCGACCCGACCAUGGUCAAUCGGUACGCGUGUUUGGGCAACAAAGCUAACAUGACUGCCAAUUGGGUGUCGCUAAUAUUUGACUUACACGGGCCGAGUCUGGCCGUACAGACGGCCUGUUCGUCGGCGGCCACAGCCUUGCAGUUGGCCACCGACGGCCUGCGAGUCGGCCGCUACUCGCGAGCUAUAGUGGCCGGCGCUAACGUAUGCCUUAAGCCGUUGACUUCGCUAGAGUUGCAUCGGUCGGGUCUGCUGGCGCCGGAUGGCCGGUGCAAAUUCAUGGACACCGCGGCCGACGGCUACGUUCGCGGCGAGACUGUCUCAGCCCUGGUGUUGCAGCGCCGGAAGGGGGCCCGACGUGUGUACGCCACUGUCAUACACGCCCUGUGCAACUCGGAUGGCUAUAAACUGCAGGGCAUUACCUAUCCCUCGCCCUCAGCGCAACUCAGUUUGAUUCGGGCGACGCUCCGGGAGGCCGGGGUUCAGCCGCAAUGGGUGGGCUAUAUCGAGGCUCACGGCACCGGUACGGCAGUGGGCGACCAGAACGAGGUCGAGGCUAUUUACGAGGCCUAUUGCCGCGGUGUUAACAGGGAUGCGCCACUUCUGGUGGGCAGCGUUAAGACCAAUCUGGGCCAUACCGAGCCCUCGGCCGGCAUGUGCUCACUGGCCAAAGUAGUGUUGGCUAUGGAAGCCGGACGAGUGGCCGCGAGUUUGCACCUCCAGUCACCCAAAGAGACUAUACCGGCGCUAAUGGACGGCUCCGUACGCCCGGUGACCGUCAAUACAGCGCUCGCCGACUGCGCGAUAGGCGUCAGUAGUUUUGGUUUUGGCGGCACUAAUGUUCACAUACUGUUGCGACCAAACACUGGCGCCCGAGUGGUGACGACCAGUGCUGACUGUGUGGCUAAUGAUGUGCCGAUUCCGCGCCUGAUUGUGGCCACCGGUCGCACAGAACAGGCUGUAGACGAUGUGCUUGACUUCGUUGCCGACCACAGCGCCGACGGUCGGGCCGGCGAUGACUUUCUCGCACUACUCAACGCAGUGGUCGUGGAUUCCGGUGCCGGCGAUGGCAUGGAUUGGCGCGGGUUUGCCAUUAGAGACGUGACCGACGACAACGGGUUUGCACUGUCGGACCGAUCGGUAGCCAAAGUGACCGCCAAACCCAAACUCUGGUUCAUGUGUUCCGAUGAUGUGCAUCAGUAUAUUCCGGCGCUCGAUAGAGGAGUCGGCGGCCAUUAUGGCCGGGGAAGGGGUAGACCUGAUGGCACUGGUGUGCGGUUCGGACGAACCCAAUGGACAGGUAUGGCUCAACAGAUGAUGUGCAUCAGUAUAUUCCGGCGCUCGAUAGAGGAGUCGGCGGCCAUUAUGGCCGGGGAAGGGGUAGACCUGAUGGCACUGGUGUGCGGUUCGGACGACCAGAUACUGUUCGGGAAGAAUAAGAACUCGUCGGUGGCCAUCGCGGCCGUGCAGAUAGCGCUCGUCGAUUUGGUCCGCGAGUUGGGCGUCGAACCGGACGGCUAUUUUGGCCACUCGGCCGGUGAGAUGACCUGCGCCUACAUCGACGGCGCCAUCACUCGCCACCAGUUUCUCAUACUCUGUUACCGUCGCAACGAGGAGUCGCUGCCCGACGGCUUGAUGGCAGCCGUGGGCUUGACAUGGGCUGAAGUGGCCGCCCGGUGUCCGCCCGGCGUAUGGCCGGCGUGUCAUAACUCGGCCCAAUCGGUGACGAUCGCCGGCACCGCCGCACCGGUCGCCGACUUUGUGGCCGCUCUUCAAGCGGAGGGUGUGUUCGUCCGUCCCGUCCACUCGUGCGGCAAAUCGUUUCACUGCCCGCUCGUCGGGCCGGUCAGCGGUCAACUGCUCGCCACAUACCGGGCCGUUAUGCCCGACCGUAAACCCCGGUCACCGAAAUGGAUCAGCACUUCCAUCGGGGCCGACGAUAUGGACGACGGCUGUGUGUCGGCCGAGUAUUUUGUAAACAAUUUGCUGCGACCGGUGCUGUUCAAGGAGGCGCUCGAUCGGGUGCCCGACGGGUCGGUAAUCGUGGAGUUAGCCCCGGACUCCCUGUUCCGGAAUAUAGUGAAACACUCGCUGCCCGGCGCCCGCUAUAUAGGGCUCAUGAAACGCAACUCACCGGACAGUGUCCGACACUUUUUGCAGGGUAUCGGCGAGUUGUUCGCCGCCGGUCUGUCGCCUCGGGUUCAGCGCCUGUACCCGUCCGUCCCCUACCCGGUCCGUCGGGGCACUCAAUCGUUGAGUUCGUUGGUCCGGUGGGACCACACCGACAGCUAUUUAGUGCCCUUAUAUCCGGAUUACUUUAAUCACGGCUCCGGUGGCGGCGACUGUAAACUCGAGGUAGACUUCAAACACGCCGACAAUCGAUACUAUUUAGACCACGCGAUCAAUGGUAGAGCACUAUUCCCGGCCACCGGCUAUCUCUAUGCCGUGUGGCGUGAGUUGGCUCGACAGCGGUCAGUGCCCGUCGAGGAGUUGCCGGUGGUGUUUGAAAACUUGCGUUUCCAUCGGCCGACGUUCAUCGCCGAAGACAAAGGGUUGUCACUGAAACUGAUCCAAUCGGCGAAAGUGGGCCACGAGUUUCGGCUCUACGAUCGGGACAAUCGGCUGACCGUUUCGGGCGGUGUUUAUACGCUCGACGAUGAAGAAGGGCUGACUAGUGGCCACUUUUUGCCCUCAAGACACCGGUUGAGGGCCAGACCGGCAGCCGGUGCUGACGAUUGUCAUCUGCUGUUAGACAAGUCCGGUGUCUAUCGAGAGCUGCACAUCAGGGGCUAUGAAUACGGGCCGGCGUUUCAGCGCACAGUCGCCGUUGAUUUGGCCACAAAUUGGGCCGACAUUGAGAUGAGUGGCCAUAAUUGGGUCACAUUUGCGGACGCAAUGCUUCAGACAUUAGUAAUCAAUAAUACGAACCGGGAUCUGAUGCUACCGACCCAUAUCGGGAGUGUCCACUGCGACCCCCGAGUGCUGUUUAAGGACACCCAACCCGAUGGUCAAGUUGUGCGACAGGUUUACACAUCGGGUGACUGUAUUUUCACUAAUGGUUUAGAGAUAUAUGGUUUGGGUCUGACUCGAGCCCCCAGUAGUGGACACCUGUCAGAGGAGUUAUCGCUCGGGAAGUGUGUGUUUGUCCCCUAUUUUCAGCCAAUGGCCGCAAUCGAUGUCAAUUUGGAUCUGUUGGUGGACUCGUAUGCAGAUUAUCUCAAUAAUGUGGUCAAUACGAGUGCCGAUACAACCGCAGCGAUGGAUAGAUUGCGUGAUCUGUUGGCCAUCAAUGAGUUAUCCGAUGAUAUUCUUGUGGCAAAACAGAUGAUCAUUGAUGGUGUCGAUGACCACAAGAAGUUGUCAUCAGAUCUGUUGAAUAACAUUUAUUUGAGUGAAUAUCUGUUGAGACCAGCGAUUGAUUUAAUACUGGAAAACAAUCACUCAUUUGGGAAACAAGUGUUUAAAGUCUUGGAGAUUAACUUCGGCGAAGAGGUUUGCCAUAAGCCAGUCAUGGAUUAUCUUACCAAUAAUCCGUUCGGCGAUUUGAAUGUCGAUUAUUCAGUGUAUAAUCCGGCAAAUGAUGACAACACUGAAGACACAAAGCCGUACAAUAAAGUGACCAUCAAUUGGUCCGACGAGACAAUUGCCUCAAAGAGUAAACACUUGGAUCUGAUUGUAGUCCGCGAUGACUAUCCAUUACAAGACAAUCGGGUGGACAUUGAUUAUCACAGAGUGUUUGAUUACAUCCAAUCAAACAUCGCUGCGAAUGGAUUUGUAUUGUUUUUCUGGCGAAACGAUUACACACUUCCGGAAAAGUCUUUGUUUCAAAAAUUUGGUGUCAAAUAUCAGCCCAAAGACAGCCUACCGUUGAUAUCGACCGCAACGGCCAGCGGUCUGACACUCGUUAGCCAUAGGACUUACCCGAAGACCUGUUCAUCGGUUCUUCUGUGGCGAAAAGUGGAGACAAUUAUCGGUUUAAACCACAAGAUUAUAGCCAUCAACGACUCGGCGGACGACCAAUGGUUUGAGGAAUUGAAAGCCGAGUUGAGAGACAACAACUGCGAUCACCGCACAACUGAUCCCAAGAGUUUAAUUUGGCUCAUGUGUAACCACCCAACGAAUGGCAUUAUCGGUGUUGUAAAUGAUUUGCGCAAAGAAACAGGUGGUAAUCGGAUCAGCUAUUUUUGCAAUGAGACAACUCCUUCAGCCAAUGAAUCCGUUUAUGACAAUCAACUCGUGAUGAACAUCAAGAGGUCUGACAGCGAGGGCUGGGGUUCCUAUAGGCGGCUGAGUCUAAACACGGAUAGACUGACCACAAGUCCGGCCAAACACGCGAUGGUAUUGGCGCCCAAACUCACAGACAAGUCGCUGACUGUCAAAUGGGUGGAAGCAAUACACAACUCGUGGCCACAACAAGAAGUUAAUAAUAACGAUAAUAACAAUAACAACGCAAUUAUAAUUAAGGUGUGUUACGCGGGACUCACGGCCCACGACCUAAAGCCCGGCGCCGGUCGUACUUCACGGCCGAGUGUCCGCUCGAGACACCCGUCGGGUCUGUGCUCACAGUUUGCCGGCGUUGACGACUGCGGCCACCGGUAUAUCGGCUGCAAAGCGGACGCCUCUCUGUCCACUUCGGUGGCCGUCAACUCCAUCGACGACUUGAUCCCAAUUCCCGACGACUGGCCACUGGCCGGGGCGUGCGCUGUACCCGUGCCCUACGGCUUGGCCUACUUGGCACUCGUGGUGAACGCCCGGCUCGACAGCGAACAGACUGUAGUAAUCCAAUACGGCUCGGGAUAUGUGGGCAGAGCAGCGCUGGCCAUAUGCCUGUCCAUCGGCGCCGACGUCUACACAACUGUCGACAGUAUUGCCGACAAACAGAGUCUUGUGGCAAACUUUGCGCGUAUGGAUCCGUCAAAAGUGAUUGUCGUAUCCGAAGAGUGUGACAAUACGAGUGCCAUCGACUGGAUGUCCGGUGGACAGGGAGUGGACAUUGUCUUCAAUUACGCCAAUACUUCUAGCGUUGAAUUAAGUUUGAAUUGUUUGCGACCAAACGGGACGUACAUAUCGGUGACCGGCGGCGGCGACCGGACCGUAAACAAUGCGUUGAUAACGAGCCGUAAGAAUGUCAGUAUAAUUCGAGUAAACUUUGACCAACUAUUCGGCAAAACACCGGACGAGUCGACAAAACGCCGUGUUUUCGGUCUAAUACGGGACGGAAUCGCCGGCAAUGUUGUCCACCCUUUCGGCAACACCGAAGUGUUCCCAUUGGCGGCCAUUAACGCCGCGUUUCAACGGCUGACCAGUUGUGGGCACAACGGAAAUGUGGUCAUUAAAGUGAGUGACGCGGAAAACGUGGACAGUUUGACAACACCUGUGCCGGCCCUACACUAUACCACAUUCGCGGCCAACCGUUCAUAUGUAGUGGUGGGAGGUUUGCGGGGCUUUGGCCUGGAAUUCGUCCAAUGGCUGGUCUAUAGGGGCGCCAAACAUCUGGCGCUCACCACCGGAACCGAUGGUAAGACCAGUUAUCAGGCCUAUUGUCUCAGACGUAUGGAGUCAAUCGGCGCGCAGAUAGUGGUGAGUGGGUUGAACCCCGCGAUUGAGGCCGAGUGUCGGCAACUGGUGGCCGAUGCAACCGUUCGGGCGCCCGUCGGCGGCAUAUUUUGUUUGCCGAAUCCGGAGUCUAAAACCGACGCCACUGUCCAACACAUGGACUCCGUGUCCCGCGAAUUGUGUCCACAAUUGCGGUAUUUUAUGGCCUUUUUGGCGGCCGACAGAGAAAUCAGUUCCGAGAGGCUCUGCGAACGGCGACGUGCGGACAGUUUGCCCGCUCUGGCCAUACAGUGGUCGGUGGCCGACGAUCUCAAACGAAUCCGCUCGUGUCUGGACGUAUUGAAUCACUUCUUGCGCGUCACCGAUGAGACAGUACUCAGCGUUGAGUUGAGACGCCCGGAGCCAAUGGAAACCGCCGCCGAUGGCCAGGGAUUAGUUGGUACGGCACCGGCCGGUGAUGAUAGGGAUGUCGUGUCGGUUAUCGCCGCUAUUUUAGGUGUUAAGGAUGUGUCAAAAAUGAACGCCUCGUCUAAACUGCCGGAUCUGGGAAUGGAUUCACUAAUGGUUGUGACCGUCAAACAGGCUCUGGAGGACCGGUUCUCAGUGUCUCUGGAGCUGAAACAACUCCAGACACUGACCAUCGAUGAGAUAGUGGCGAUUGUCCGCUAA